UGGCAUUGGAACCUGCUGAUUUCGGGGAAGCUAGCUCAAAUAGAAGAGCUGAGAUUUAUUUGAAUGUCAAGGAUAAUAACAGAUCAACAUUCGAAAAACAGUUAGAAGGAAAGAAAGAGCAAAUGAGGAAAAGUAGAGACGGUGAUAAAGAGGAAAAUAAUGGGAUC
Messenger RNA from Dentiscutata erythropus, 167 nucleotides. The record is from the annotation of a GenBank genome assembly. NCBI's taxonomy places the organism in Eukaryota, Fungi, Glomeromycota, Glomeromycetes, Diversisporales, Gigasporaceae.